CAACGCGGAGGCAGCCACCAAACCAGUAUCGACAAGACGUCAAAACCCUAGACCGGCGACGCGUUCCCCUCUCUCGCCGCCGGAUUCCCCUCCGCCCGUGCGUCUCGCGGACGUCUUCGCGCUCGCCGGCUGCUGUUCUCGGUUCGCCCACCACCAGCAAUGUCUUCUCAGAUGAAUAACCGCAUCCAGUCCGCUGGAAAGCGCGCGCGCACAGACGGUAGCCGGCGUGAGGACGACUGGAUUUGCCCCAGCUGUAACAACGUCAACUUCGCAUUCCGCACCACCUGCAACAUGCGCAACUGCGACCAGUCCAGGCCCGCGGAUCACACGAAGGCUAUGCAGACUCCACCCCACUACUCGGUGCCGGGGCGGUACAUGCCGCCGGGGACGCCUCCGUCCAUGUACCUCACCGGGGCUCCUCCCCCGUAUGGCUCCAACCUCUAUAAUGGGCAUCCCAUGCCACGCUAUGGCAUUCCUCAGCUCCCUCCGGGCUCUGGAUAUCCGUAUGGCUAUGGCGGGCGAGUCCCGAUGGGGAGCCCCUAUGGGCCAAUGCAUAUGGCGGCACCACCCCCAUAUUCUAGUGGUUCUAUGGUUGGUGCAGGUGGAAUGUACAGCAUCAGCAUGCCCAUGGAUAGAUAUGGCUUGGGCUCACCCGCUGGUCCUGGGGCAAUGGGCACAAGGGCUGGUUCCUAUUCUGACGAAGGCUCACAGAAGAAAUCUGCUGGAGCUGGACGUGAUAAUGAUUGGAAGUGCCCUAAUUGCAACAACAUUAACUUCGCCUUUCGGACAGUCUGUAACAUGAGAAAAUGCAACACACCAAGACCUGACACCCAGGGAUCCAAACCUGACAGUUCAAGAGCUCCAAAACCAAAGACUCCAGAGGGUAGCUGGAAGUGUGAAAAGUGCAAUAACAUAAACUAUCCUUUCCGGACAAAAUGCAACCGUCCAAGUUGUGGGGAAGAAAAGCCAUUGCAGGCAAACAGUCCUGAUGAUCUGGCUACAGAUCAGGACAAUCAGUGAGUCCUAGAACAGUAAUGAGGUCAAGAAGGUUCAGCGUCGUCGUCAAGUUUCAGUCUGAAUGUCUGGGGUCCAUCUGUGUCCGUAGUCGCUGCUGUCGUUUCAAGUUUCUUCCUCUUGGGACCAUAUAGUUGAGUCACAGCCUCAUGGUAAACGUUGUGAAGUUGGCAACUGGAGUCAUGGCUUUUCAUAUCUCUACAGAUUUUGAUCAAGAUCAUCCAUUUGUUAAUACCCUCCUGAAAUUUGUUUGCUUGUCGUGGACACUGGACUCAGGGGAAAUUGCUAUUUGUUAUGAUGGAUUCUAGCUAUAUAUCUGUCUUAGAUGUCUUUCAUCUGCAGUGAAGUAUUACAUAGACUCCUUGAUUUUUCUCGAUUGGUUUUGUCCAAGUUAUGUUUGUGGUCUUCAGUUUUAACUCAUGUCCAGUUUGGGUA
Molecule: messenger RNA, 1449 nt
Organism: Triticum dicoccoides
Lineage: Eukaryota; Viridiplantae; Streptophyta; Magnoliopsida; Poales; Poaceae
Product: ranBP2-type zinc finger protein At1g67325-like
Exons: 10
Coding region: 160-1020 (286 amino acids)
Source: RefSeq, a predicted model, not a curated record